Molecule: messenger RNA, 4231 nt
Organism: Haliotis rufescens (red abalone)
Lineage: Eukaryota; Metazoa; Mollusca; Gastropoda; Lepetellida; Haliotidae
Product: EF-hand calcium-binding domain-containing protein 7-like
Exons: 24
Coding region: 144-2339 (731 amino acids)
Molecular function (GO): calcium ion binding
Source: RefSeq, a predicted model, not a curated record
CGCUUCUAACGCAUGCGCGCCGAACAAGUCUGUUCCGGUAUAACAUCAACAAUUUAGUUGCUAUGCUUUGAGAACUGAAUUUAAAAACGAAUUUUACAGGUAAAUCAAUGCAGUUUACCUCGUCGCUAUAAAGUCAAAUAGAGAUGUCUCGCCGACUCAGUCGUCCAUCUUCAGCUGCAUCACAUAGAAGCAGUGGAUCGUCUGCCCAUGAUUCAGAGUUCAAGGUAGAAUGUAAAGCAGCCUACCUGUCUGUCUAUGAUGACCUCAAGGAUGUCAUCUCUUCUGAAUAUGAUCUAUCUGCAGUUCUGCAGCAGUCUGGAAGAAAUCCUACCAGAAAAAUACUGGCUAAGUACUGGACAGAUGAAACAGAUUAUCUCACAUUUGAUGAUUUUGUCAACAUCUGUCGCCGGGAACAUGCCACAACUACAGAUGACUUGAUGAAAGCUUUCCGCAAGAUUGACAUCAACGGAGAUGGCUAUAUAUCCCUGGAUGAGUUGUUCAGAAUGCUGACAACAAGAGGCGAAAAGAUGACGCGAGACGAGGUGCAGUGUAUGAUUGAUGAGGUUGACGAGAACAGAGAUGGCAAGCUGGACUAUGGAGAGAGAAUUCUCUACUAUUCUGAGUUCUGCAACAUGCUGAUGUCCACGACAGAUGAAUGUAAGAAGAUGUCAAUGAAGAUGAUGGAGAAGAAAGAGAGAAAGAAGAAACGGCCAAGUAAUACCCCAAGAAGAGGUGAUGACGAAAAUAUUCAUGGGUCAAGGACAUCACUGAGAUCAAACGCCUCAGUAAAACGGUCUGCCACAUCACGGAGGUCCAGCUCUAUAUCAUCACUUCAGUCACAUGACACAUUUACAGAAGCCCCUACCAUGAAAACUGACUCACAGUUGUCUGUGAGGUCCAGCAGAGUGAGCAGAGAUGAAAUUGAGGAGGGUAUACAGGAAGACCUUGACAUUAAAGAAGACGUCAUGCUCAGUUCAAGGUCAUCUGUAACUAGGUCACCUCGUAAGCUGCAACCACAAGAGAAACCUGGAUCUCUUCUGUCAUUAAGAUCCAAUCGUAAUCCACACACAGAGGAAGCUGAUGGCCAAGGCCCGUCACAUUCACUCCGCUCAGUUGGCCGAACUGGAUCAAAGUCAUCAUUAAUUAGCAUUGAUGACAUGCCAAGGCCUUCCCCAAGAGUGAAGAAAGACAAGGUCCGAACUCCGGUUGGGUCCAGGAGUGCUAAGGUGUCUGAACCCUCAAACCUCAGGGACUGGACCCACACCAGCUCCAAGGGCUGCUUCUUUAUCGAUGCUGAUGAAGGAGGUCAAAUAAUCAGUCACCAGUACACACUGGAUCUGGCAGACGACACCAAUGUCUUCAUCACCAUGCAACCCAACAGGAUUGGCGAUGCUGGCUUCACUGAUGAUGGCCCCGUGGACACCGCCAUCUAUGUCCUGCGAGAAGGCAGCAGCAGCAACAAAAUUGUCACCUUUACUGAGCAGAGAGACAGCAAGGGGAGAUACUGUGUGCGGUGCGACCUGUCUGCCGGGAGAUACAAGCUGGUUCCCUUCACAACUGGCUGCCGACUGUACGAGCGCAGCGCAGGCAGGGAGACGAAGGAGGUGAAGCUCAUCAAGCAGGACAAGGAGGAUAAGAUUGUCCUCUCCAAGACAUUCAAAAAAGCCCUGGAGGAUAUAUUUGACAUGGCUGACUUGGACGGGAACGGACUGCUGAGUCGCGAGGACUUCAACUGGUACAACAUACGCACGAGCGGAGAGGAGGUCGCUGACGAUGAGUGGGAUGUGGUUGAGGGCAACAUAGAGCUGGAGCGUGGCGAGAUCACAAAGACGGGAUUCAUCCACCUCAACCAGAUGGAAGCAGAAGACAACGAUGGAGACACAGAUGACCUCUGGGUCACCUUGACCAGCAUGGGCUUCAACAAGAGUCUUGUUUUAAAUCAGGCCUGCCCCUUCAAGCUAGAUGUCUACACGGAGGACUGCCGUGAUGCCAGUCUGGAGGUGAUGGGGCUGGAGGCCCAGGCAGUGAUGUUGGAGGACGCAGUCUGUGAGACAGUCACAGCCAAGGGUGAAGUGUCGAAAGUGAAGGGCAUGAAAGACCUCAGUGUGUACACCUACAUCGGGGACGCCAGAGCAACGGUCGUUGUGGAAAACCAAUCGUACAGCAAGAUCAGGAUCCAGCUGGACUGCAGUAGAAGUAAGAAUGUCGUCAGCAACCAGCGAGAUCUGAACUAUACUCUGACCGUGCCAUCAAACACCACUGUGGUUGGUCAUCACCUCAUACCCAGGGACGAGAAGGCAGAAUGGAUUGUCCGCUGUCAGGAAAGCAUCCUCAGAUAAUGUGACACCAUACAAAUACAGCACGUGUAUGUCAGUGUUCAAAAUUAAGCAUGAAAGUCAAGGGGCCCUUGUCGUGACCCUAAUGUCAUGAAACUGAGGCGAUCCCAUGAUUCUGACACUAUGGAAGCAAACCUCAAGGACCUGGACUCCCUUAAUUUUGAAAACUGUACAUUGAUAAAGCAUUCACUGUUCAUUGUGUUUUUGUGUCUCAAAAUUUCACAAAUAAGGCCACAGUAAAUUAAUUAUUAGAUUUUCAUCGAAUGUUUCUAUAAAUCCCAUGUUGGAGCAUUUAUGUAUUUUUGUGGGACAAACUGUUCAAGGCAUCUGUGGACAUUAACUGUUCCAGGAUGUGAUUCACAUGCAGCAUGAUUGUUCAGAAGGACUAUGUACAUUGUGUAUAUGCAGAAUGAAGUGAAUACUGGUACACACUCAAGGAGUUUCUUUGUCUGUAGUUGCCGGGAAACAAUAAAAGAAUGUGGGUGGGGUUUUGGUGGCGGGGCAUAUAGGGAUGAGAAUGUAAUACUUGAUAUAUGAUGGCCUAAGUUCAAAGUCACCUGUGUGGGACAGAUUUCUAAUAAAGACUCACACUGAAAAUGUUUACUCUCCAUCCAGUAAUGAUACGGUCCUGAGGCAGGAUGUGUGGUAACCUCUUGAAGUUGUGGUCUUUGCGAGACACAAAGGCAUGAUCUGAAUGCUGAUACUUGAUAGGCAGCUGAGAGACCUGUAGUUACAUGUAAUUUAUUGUCUGAAUGUCUGCAGAGUAGUGUAUGUUUAAUGAGCAACCAGAUAGAAUUGCAAAUAAUAUUUCACCCUCAUCUCACAAGACAUGUCCUUUCUCAAACCAAUGUGACAAUAUAUAUCUAUUAGUCUGUGUAAGGAAUCUAUGUGCCUUUGGUAUAGUCAGUGGAGUGGAUUGGACAUUUUCUGCAAUAUGUUGAAAUUAAAAUAUUACCUUGUGGGUAAAUGGAAUUUUGUCUGUCUGCAAAUUACAUUUUAUUUAUGUCAUACUUUUUGUUUCCUUGUGUGUUAUUUUCCGUCCAGAAUAAUAUAAUAUUUAUAAAUAGAAAAGUUAUACAAACUGCAAAAUAUAUUGUACAUACAAUUCAACAUUCAUAUUCUUAUCAACGACCUCAAAGGACUGUUGUAACCUGAGUUUGACCAGUUCAGAUUGAGUGUUGUCUCAUACAUGUAUCAACUUAUCCCAGCAAGCACUGAAAAUCAACUCACUGUUGAAAAAAAUCACUCUCUGAAAACAAUCUGUGUCAGCAGUUUUUUCUUUUGGACGUGAAAAGACAUUCAUCACCGAGGCUUUGUGGUCAUGUCCUCAUUUAUCAAAUAUGUCGUGGACUGGUGCAUAAUUAAUAUCAUGUGGCAUAUUUUCAUUGAUUUGAAACAAUGUGACAAGUGCAGAAAUUAAAUGCUUUUGCAUUUUUCCUAAUGGGAAAUAAUUUUAGUAUAUUUUUAAAUUAAGCUUAACAGUAUUCAUUGAAACAAGUGUUGUAAGUGAAAACUUCUGGGUGCCGUUGUACAAAAUGACCUCAGCACUAUGUCUGUCGGAAGUCUAUGUUAAGGUAAGAUCGUUUUGUAUUGAACCCCAAUCCAGUACAAUUUUCAAGUAUUUAACUUCUUUGGUAACUAUAACUUUGGAUUGUUUUAAAAAACAAAAGCAUUUUUGUCAAAGGUCACAACUUUUGAAGGAUAUUUUAUAAGAGUUUACUUCUACAGCAUCCAUUCCAUUUUACAUCAUGUCUGUGAUAGUACCAUGCAACAAGAAGCAUUAAAACUACAGAGACCAAGUCUACAGCAUAAAUUGUUUCCUUUCAGUGUACACUGUAUAUUCUAGUUUUUCUUGUUGCUAGAUGAUAUAUGUAAUAAAAAUUAAACUCAUAAAA